AUGCUCUUCUGGUGUCUCACAAAGCUUUACUUAAAUAGCCCCAUUUUUUCAUCACAAAUAAAGCGCUUCACAACCACUUACUAUAGUUCAUCGUUGCCCAAACCAUUAUUAAACCUAAAAAGACCAUUCGCCGUAUCACAUUCCAUCAUGCCUGGGCUCAAGGAUCAAUUCACUUUAUUAGCAGAUAACGCAAACAUUGAAAAGCCAUUACUCGAUGAUAGACAAUAUCGCUUCUUCAAACUCAAGAAUGAUUUGAGGGUCUUGAUUAUCAGUGAUCCCCAUGCUGAUAAAUCUGCAGCUUCAUUGGACGUUAAUGUUGGAUCUUUUGCAGACAAAACCUACAACAUUCCCGGGUUGGCUCAUUUUUGUGAACACUUAUUGUUUAUGGGCACAUCUAAGUAUCCGCAGGAAAAUGAGUACUCAGACUUCUUAGCUAAGCACUCUGGCCAUUCCAAUGCAUACACUGCAGCAGAGCAUACAAACUAUUACUUUCAAGUUGGGUCGCAUCAUUUGGAGGGAGCUUUAGAUAGAUUUGCCCAAUUUUUCAUCUCGCCAUUGUUUAGCAAAAGUUGCAAAGACCGUGAAAUCAAUGCUGUUGACUCUGAGAAUAAGAAAAACCUUCAAAAUGAUUUGUGGCGAUUAUAUCAGUUGGAUAAAUCACAAAGUAAUCCAAACCAUCCAUACAAUGGAUUCUCAACUGGUAAUUUCGUAACUUUACACACUGUACCUGAACUGGAAGGGAUCAAUGUACGAGAUAUUUUAAUGCAAUUUCAUAAAGAUAGGUAUUCUUCAAACUUGAUGUCAUUGGUUAUUUUAGGUAAAGAAAACUUGGACGAGUUAUCAACUUGGGCUAUUGAAAAAUUUUCUGAAGUAAUUGAUAAAGGUUUAACCAGGCCAAGCUAUGAUGGCGAGCUAAUUUACAAGACUGAUCAAAUGCUCAAGCUUAUAAAGGCCAAGCCAGUGAAAGACUUGCACCAAUUAGAUGUGACGUUUAUGAUUCCUGACGACUUGGAAGACAAAUGGGAUUGCAAGCCACAAAACUAUUUUUCACAUUUGUUGGGCCAUGAGAGUGAAGGCUCUAUUUUGUUUUACCUCAAGUCAAAAGGGUGGGUUACAGAGUUAUCCUCUGGUAAUAUGAAAGUGUGUCAAGGUAGCUCUUCGUAUGUUGUUGAGUUCCAAUUAACUCCUGGAGGGUUGAAGCACUGGCAAGACAUUGUCAAGACAACAUUUGAUUACUUGAAUUUCAUCAGUGAGCAAGGACCGCAGAAAUGGAUCUGGGAGGAAAUCAAAAAUAUUUCUGAAGUGAAUUUCAAAUUCAAGCAGAAGUCGGACGCUGCAAACACAGCUUCCAAAUUGUCCAGUGUUUUGUACAAAUUUGAUGAAUUUAUUCCUGCUGAGAAUUUGCUUAGCUCUUCAGUUGUCCGCAAAUACGACCCUGAAGCUAUAAAGAGAUUUGGAUCGUACUUGAAUACUGAGAACUUCCGAGUUACCUUAGUUUCCUCCGAAUUCGAAGGCCUUUCUCAAAAGGAAAAAUGGUACGGUACUGAAUAUGAGGUGGAAGAGAUCUCCAAGGACUUGAUUGAUCUGCUAAAAAAGCCAAUUUCCAACCGUCAUUUGCAUUUCCCAGUACCAAAUCCUUUCAUUCCAACAAGUUUCGAUAUAUUGGGAAAGAAAUUGGAACAGCCACAAAUUUCACCAUACUUGAUAAGUCAUGACAACAAGAUGAAUCUUUGGUAUAAACAAGAUGACCAGUUUGAAGUGCCCAAGGGGACCAUUGAAAUUGUGUUUCAUUUACCUGGCUCCAACGUUGAUGUCGAAUCGGCUACAAAAUCUGACAUGUUUGCUGAAAUGUUGGACGAUCAUUUGAAUCAGAUAACCUACUUUGCCUCAUUGGUUGGUUUAAGAGUGGGUAUUAAUUGCUGGCGUGAUGGGUUUGCCAUGUACGUUAGUGGAUACAACCAUAAACUACCAGUUCUUUUGAACAAGGUGUUGGAUGAGUUUUUUACCUUUACUCCUAGUAUUGAUAGAUUUGAGCCAUUGAGAUUUAAGUUGUUGAAGGAGUUCAAAAAUGUUGGAUACCAGGUUCCUUAUAAUCAGAUUGGAUCGUAUCACUUGCAAGUAGUGAAUGAAAAAGUGUAUGAUUAUGACGACAAGAUUAAGGAACUAGAGAAUUUGCAAUUUACCGAAGUAGAGAAAUUUAUCAAAGAUUCAAUUACAUCAGCUGGUGUGUUUGCAGAAGUUUUGGUCCAUGGUAAUUUCGAUAUCAACAAUGCAACACAGAUCAAAACGGCUAUUUCUAAGCAUUUGGACCUGAUCAAACCACUCAUGGAGGAGUACGAUGAGAAUAAAUUCCACUUGCAAAAUUAUGUGUUUCAACCAGGAGAAGUGAUUCGUUUUGAAGUGGACCUCAAAGACAAAAAUAAUAUCAACUCAUGUAUAGAGUACUACUUACAAUUCAGUCCAACCAAUGACGAUACAAAGUUGAGAGUACUCACUGAUUUGUUGGCAACAAUCAUCCGUGAGCCGUGUUUCAAUCAAUUGCGUACAAAAGAACAGUUGGGAUACGUUGUAUUCUCAGGGUUGAGAAAAGGAAGAACAUCCAUUGGAUUUAGAAUCUUGGUGCAAUCAGAGAGAUCUAGUGAGUACUUGGAAUACAGGAUUGAUGAGUUCUUGAGCAAGUUUGGCAGGUAUGUUAACCAAGAAUUGACUGAUGAGAAUUUUGAAAAGUUCAAGCAAGCUUUGAUCGAUGCUAAAUUGCAAAAAAUCAAGCACUUGAGUGAAGAGACAAAUCGUUUAUGGAAUGCAAUCACAGAUGGGUAUUACGAGUUUGAUGCAAGACAAAAGCAUGCUUCUUUGUUGGAGAAAAUUUCCAAAGAGGAGUUUAUAGACUUCUUCAAUAAGUACGUGACAGGAGUGGAAAGCAACAAGAACGACAAGACUGGAAAAUUUGUCCUACACUUGAAAUCGCAAGUCAAAAGCGAAGUACCGGAAUCCAAAUUAGUUCAAAGUGCAUUGAGCAAUUUUGGGUAUCGCCAUGGAUAUGAUAUUAGUCACGAAUUUGUUGAUGGUUUGGUCAAGAAAAUGGGCCUGAGUUCUGUUGACUCCAUUAUUGAUGAAUACACUAAAGAAGCUGAACGUGAGGCUAAGAUCACUUUGAAUCAAGAGCAAGUGGCUCAAGAGAUCAAAUCAGCUAUACAAAACCCAGUUCCUAAAGGGUAUCCUAGUGGGGCUUUGGUUGCCUCUGUUGAAGAAUUCAGAAGGACUCAUGACUUGGGUGGUUUUCCUCAUCCUAUUUCACCAUUGUCAAAGUUCUAUUACGAUCAAUUGCAUUUGUAG
Messenger RNA from Lodderomyces orthopsilosis Co 90-125, 3336 nucleotides. It is a transcript of the gene STE23, whose product is annotated as metalloendopeptidase. The transcript has a single exon. NCBI's taxonomy places the organism in Eukaryota, Fungi, Ascomycota, Pichiomycetes, Serinales, Debaryomycetaceae. Gene Ontology annotation, cellular component: cytosol; mitochondrion. The record is from RefSeq and is a predicted model, not a curated record. Gene Ontology annotation, molecular function: metalloendopeptidase activity; metal ion binding. Gene Ontology annotation, biological process: peptide catabolic process. The coding region runs from base 1 to 3336 and encodes 1111 amino acids.